ACCAUGGUGCACUGGUCAGCCGAAGAGAAGCAGCUCAUCGCCAGCGUCUGGAGCAAAGUCAAUGUGGAGGAAUGCGGUGCUGAGGCCCUGGCCAGGCUGCUGAUCGUCUACCCCUGGACCCAGAGGUUCUUUGAUAACUUUGGGAACCUCUCCAGCCCCACUGCUAUCAUUGGCAACCCCAAGGUCCGCGCCCAUGGCAAGAAAGUGCUCACCUCUUUUGGGGAAGCCGUGAAGAACCUGGAAAACCUCAAGGCGACCUACGCCAAGCUGUCUGAGCUGCACUGCGAGAAGCUGCAUGUGGACCCCGAGAACUUCAGGCUCCUGGGAAACAUCCUCAUCAUUGUGCUGGCCACACACUUCAACAAAGACUUCACCCCUGCCUGCCAGGCCACUUGGCAGAAGCUGGUCGGCGUGGUGGCCCAUGCUCUGGCCUACAAGUACCAUUAA
Pygoscelis adeliae (Adelie penguin) is the source of this 447-nucleotide messenger RNA. Its product is annotated as hemoglobin subunit rho. Gene Ontology annotation, molecular function: peroxidase activity; heme binding; oxygen binding. Gene Ontology annotation, biological process: hydrogen peroxide catabolic process; oxygen transport. The coding region runs from base 4 to 447 and encodes 147 amino acids. NCBI's taxonomy places the organism in Eukaryota, Metazoa, Chordata, Aves, Sphenisciformes, Spheniscidae. The record is from RefSeq and is a predicted model, not a curated record. Gene Ontology annotation, cellular component: hemoglobin complex; blood microparticle; haptoglobin-hemoglobin complex. The transcript is spliced from 3 exons.